Molecule: messenger RNA, 1020 nt
Organism: Phytophthora sojae
Lineage: Eukaryota; Oomycota; Peronosporomycetes; Peronosporales; Peronosporaceae
Exons: 1
Source: RefSeq, a predicted model, not a curated record
UCAACUGAAGCUCCAGAACUGACACGUCGAGCCACGGCCCCGGUCCGACUUCAAGAGCUGCUGCACCAGGCCAAGUACACCCCUCCUGCUGUCGAGGUGCCAAAGGAGACGCCGCUAGCUGACGGCGAGGUCCAACCAUACCGUCAUCUCGCGCACAGCAUCGUCUCAAGAACGCUGGCCCAUGAGAUGGAGCACCGCCGCACCAAGGGCCCCGAAAUGAGCCAGCGCGACUGGAAGUUGCUCAAGCGCCACAACGAGCUCAGUAUCUACAAGCGCCGGGCCCCAGAGCAGUCGCAACAAACGCAGCGGCCCAUGGUUCUCUGUGUCGGAUCAAUCGCCGGAGACAUUGAAGACGUCCUCUACGGAGUGCACGCCAAGACCCGAGAGGAGAUGCAGAUGGUGCUGCCUCACAUGAGGAAGGGCUACGUUAACUGCGCGAUGCUGGCCAAGCUGGAGGGCGGUUCGGACACUGAUCCGUACCGGCAGCUCGCCCUCAAGUGGCACAUGACGGAUAUCCUCGGGGACGCCAAAAUCCUUAAGCACCGUGAUCUAUGCAAACUCGAGUCAAUGGGGAUCAGCACCGACGCGCAAGGUGAGCGGUACGGCUACUAUCUCCUCCAGAGCGUGGACUUUGCCGGGUGUCCGCCGCCUCAGGAGAGCAGCGACACGAUCCGAGCGAACAUGAUGUUCUGCAGCAUCUACCGCCAGGUUCCUGGGUCGCACAUUGUGGAGGUCUACGCAAAGGGAAUGGUUGACUUGGGCGGUGACAUCCCGGCCUUCCUGGUCUACAACACGUCGUGCUCGCUUAUGGUGUCGAUCAUCAGCGCCAUGGAAUGCGCCGAGGCGAAGCGGCUCACGCUUCUUGCCAUCCAAAAGUCUGAAGAUACGGCGGCUCCAGUUGAAGACCUCUCCAAGCUUGACCUGGAGGACUUCGAUGGAGAGACCACCCCCUCCGGGUACUCGAACUCGGGCUACAGUCUUCCGUCUGAAGUCACCUCGGGGAUCACUGCCACUCCGAUG